Molecule: messenger RNA, 852 nt
Organism: Hibiscus syriacus
Lineage: Eukaryota; Viridiplantae; Streptophyta; Magnoliopsida; Malvales; Malvaceae
Product: protein PYRICULARIA ORYZAE RESISTANCE 21-like
Exons: 1
Coding region: 98-574 (158 amino acids)
Source: RefSeq, a predicted model, not a curated record
CUGUAAGAUAUUUUUAUGUUCUUCUACGAUCUAAGUUAAAAUUUUAUUAUGGGAAGAGAUACGAGAUCAAAUUUACUACGAGAAGACCAAUACAGUGAUGAUUAAGGUGAUAUGCUGUGAUCCUGAGAAGCUCAGGGACAAGCUAUGCUGCAAGGGUAGCGGAUCCGUCAAGAGUAUUGAGAUCAAACCACCUCCUAAGCCACCUGUACCAGCACCAGCACCAGUACCUACAUCAAAACUGAAGCCCGCACCGAUACCGACACCAAAACCAACACCGGCACCAACACCCAUGCCAGCACCAAUACCGAUACCGGUGCCAGCACCGAUACCGACACUGAAGACUCCAGAGCCCUAUCCUCUGCCACCAAUUGCAUAUCCGCCCAUGGGAUGUUGUUGCACGGAAUGUUACCAUGGCAUUGGUGGGUGGCCUUGCUAUUAUGGUGGACCACCUCCUGCACUCCCAUAUCCAUGUUACGUGACUUAUUGCAGGCCAGUUUACGAUAAUUGGACCAGCGGCGGGUAUAACUCGUACUGUUAUUGCGAUAAAAAUCCCCAAGGUUGUUCAAUCAUGUGACGUCCAUUGCUGACCAGAUCGAAAAGCAUGUCCUGUUGCCUGUUCGAUGAUUCGACAAACAAAUAUUCAACGCAGACAUCACCUUGGGACAUGUUCUUAAAUCGAACAUGAUCUUCUCAAGUUCUUGUAACUCUUUUGGGCUGAGAAUUUUACACUACGGUUCGGACCAAACAUGAUGUGUCUAUGCAAGCGUUACCAAAAGUUUGGGUUUGCAAUGAGUUGUGAGGUUUGAAAUGGAUUGUGUUGACUUAUCUUUUGAAUUGUCAUUUGUGGGUUGG